Amoebophrya sp. A120 is the source of this 4139-nucleotide messenger RNA. Lineage: Eukaryota; Dinophyceae; Syndiniales; Amoebophryaceae. The record is from the annotation of a GenBank genome assembly.
CAGUUCUUUCUUCGUGCAGUUCAUAGAGCUAUACUCUUCUGAUAAUGCUUCUGCUGCGGCGGGGCAGCUGCUGACUUCUUGAUACUAUGCACAGAAAUUUUGUUGGUUUUGCUUUAAUGUAAGUAGUUUAGAUACAGCCUGACUACUCACUUCGGCUCCGGGUGGAUAGUUGCAGUCAGAGUUCCACUUUAUUUUUGAAGAUCGCAGCAAACGGUUGAUGAUGCCAGGACGAAAUCACAAGCAAAUGUUUCUUUCUCGCCUCACUUCCCUGGCUGGAAUUGCGGUUUGGUGCGCGGCAUUUUUUACGAUCCGACUGCAGCACGUCGUGGAGGAGCUGCUGGGAGCAGUGGAGGAACGACUGGGGGACACGACCCCGCCAGGUGGUCCUCGUGGUGUCCCACGCCCUUCAUUUGGGGCGUCGAGGACCUCCAGUCACACUCUGCUUUUUGCGGAAGCCAAGCGCAGAUCCUUUCUCCGGUCGGCGUCCGGAGGUGGGGCAGCAGGGGGGAGAGGACCACGAAAUAAUUCUCGAGGAAACAAAACCGACGCUCCGUCCGGGCAGUCGGUUUUUUCGCGGGAGAAAUCGCGGCAACUAAGCGCGUUUCUCACGUGUGUAGUAGACCUGCAGAACAGCGCCGGCGAGGUAGAAGGUGAAUCGCACGGCAGCAGCAGCAGCAGCAGUUGGUCUAGUACAAAAAGCACGGGCAGCACCAGUUCGUCAUCUGCAGGAAGAGGUACUAGACCAGGUCAUGCAGCAUCGAACCAACGAACCGGACCGAACUAUUAUGCGGCGACAUCAGCACCAGAAGGAGUCUCGUGCCCGAUCUGUCUGGAGCCUGUAUGUGUCCGGGAACAUCAAGACCCAGCAGGACAAACAUCAAGCCGCAUCAGCUUCGGUCUGUGGCCGUGUGGACAUUUUAUUCACGGGAAGUGCUAUUCGCAGAUGCGGCGAGCGCGGACGUACCAGGGCCGGUGUCCUGUGUGCCGGACCGAUAUCACGAGAAAAAAGUGUUACAGUUACACAUUUGUUGGAGUUUCUGCAUCACAAAUUUUCUCUGUGUGACAGAGAAAACUUGCAAUGCGAAGAUCAUAAGGGAAAACAGGAAGGAAACGAGGCUCCGAAGCAUUUUCUGCACGAGAAAGGUUGUCUGUGUUGCCGGUCUUGCAACACAGUGUGUAACUGUAACACUUUUUUCUUGCGAUAACCGAGACCGAGGAAAUACUGGCGCUGAAUCCCGUGGAGAUGAUGAUGCCAUCAACUAGUUGUACUACCUCGCGACGAGGUAGAGUAACUGCAAGGUCGAACAAGAACAGCUCCGUAGACCAGCAAGCCAACCACCUGCUUGCGCAAUUCCUGACUCUGGUCGACAGAGUCGUAGACGGCGGGGAACAACCACCUUCUUGGGUUAGGACUACUCCCAGCCGAGCGCCGGGAGUAGUGGUUCCGCAGUGCCUCCGCUAUCAAAUGCAAAUAUCGAUCUGGGUCUGGAAGAAUGCCAGACUUGUCAUGCAGGUUCUCCAUGACCCAUGAGGUCUGGUAUUUAGGACAUAGCAUGACAGAUUCUGUGAGAGCUCUAUCAUGCCUCUCCUGCAUGAGAAACUGCCUCUCGAUUAUGUCAAAAGUGGACAACUUUAUUCGGUAAUCAUGCAACACAGAUUUAUUUUCCAUGAUUCAGAUUUAGCAUGACAAGUUGCUUUGUUCCAGAGGACCCAGACGUAUUUGCAUUUGAUAUCCGCUGGGCCGGUGCAACUUGCGGCCGCGCGCUCGCAAAACUGUUCCGCGUCGAGCGGUUGCGGCGAUUUGCACGUGAAAUCAGUAGCAGCGGUACUUCAUCUGCGGGUCCGCCGCGAGGACCAGGAGCCGAUGAGACGGCGGAGAUGAAUUCCAGUCGAGCGGCACACGUUCAUAUCAAAUGUAAAAAUGUCUGGGUCUGGAAGAAUGCAAGUUUGUCAUGCUUGUCUGGCGUGAUUCUUAAAUCUGUCAUGCACAUUACCAAAGAGCCCUACUUUUCUGUCAUGCAGAAACGUAGUUUGUCAUGCAGAAUAGGCAACCUCUAGAAGCUCAAAAACUUAUCAUGCUGAGCCAGCAAUUGUCGCCUCCUCAUGAUACGCCACACAGCAUCACAAGUUUCCAGACCCAGACACUUUUACAUUUGAUAGCUCAACAUCGGCUGGGGGAGUGCACCCGACACAUCGGCAGAAUCUCGGCCUCGUGCUUGCGGGCGGCGCGGUGGGCCGCACAGCUGGUGGUUCUCGCGAACGCAAUCGGGUUCCUGCACGACACGACGUACUCUGGUUUGCGGGGGAACGAAAAGGGGGUGUCCGACGACGACCUGGCGCGGCUCGGGCUCGCGCUGGCGUUGCUGCGCAAUCUCGCGCUGGCGUUCGUGACCGAGGACGCUUUGAAAAGUUUGUGCGGGCGGAAAAACAAGUACGGGCAACUCCUCGCUUGGACAUUGCGCGUCUUCGCCGUGCAGUGUCUCCGGGUGCGCCCCGUCCGCGCUCCCCACGUGCGUCCGUCGGCGACCUUUCUCGAGCCACUGCAGCAGCUGCAGAUGGCGCGCGACACGUUGGCGGACUUUAUCCGCAGCGGGCCGUGUGCGGGCGCUGCGGCGAUGACGGGUGCGAGUGCCUUCUCAGCAGCAGCCGCCGCGGUGAUCGAAGGUGGAACAACAGGUGGUAGUAGUGGUACAAUCAAUGCUGGAACGUCUGCGUCGUCGACGUUUUUGUCGCGCUCCUUGCAGGGCGGAAUCAAUAUCCUAGAAGCUGCAGCGCAACAGCCUGCUGGCCCAGCAGGAGCAUCUCCGUUACAAUUUCUGUCGACCACAGCCUGUGCUUCUGUCACGCACGCGGGUCUGCUCGCGGUGCAAGCGGUUCAGGAAAUGCUGGUGCGCCUCGCGCUCGGGGAACCGCUGUUCGGGAGCUGUGCGCCGCGCGAGACGGGACUGUACUUUCUGGCGCAGGGGACGGCGCUGGCGAAUCUGGCGAAGAUGGUGUUGUGGGAUGGCGGGGGGAGUCUAUGUCGGCUGGCCGGCGAACUCGCCGCACUGGUAGCCGACGUCUGCACGGACGCGGUCGGCCGCCCCGUCGUCAACUUUGCGGUUUCUGAGGCGGAGGAGGAGUCCAUCGCCGCCUUGCGAUUCGACGUGCUGACGGAGUUGGUCGGCGCCGCAGUGUAUCCUGUACAAAAGUAUCGUACUCGUACUAAUCGCAUUCAUGCAUUACAAAUUUCUUUCUUAAGGUAAAUCCGCAUUACAAAUUUUAUUUCUCAUGCUGAGAAAAAAUGCAUCUAUACGAGUACGAUACUUUUGCAGUUCAUACAGUGCUUCACUCCUACUCGUCCGGUUUGCCUCCUCCAUAUGUGCCGGUAAAGGUCGUUCCGGAACCACUAGCGCCACUGGACCACUGUGCCGCAGCCUACACCGCGGAUCCGUUUGCAAAGGCGGAAAUUCGGACGCUGCUGCGGCUCCUGCGGACCGGGCUGCAAAGCGCGCGCAUUUGUCGCGUCCCGCCACCGGCAGGAGCUUCUCGUGGUUCUCGGCAGCAGCCAGAACUACAACAUGGACGACCAGCGGGAGAUCCGGCGGUUCGUCGCAAGUUGUUGUCCCGGGGCAGCAGGCAUCAUAGCUGGGCAAGUAGUACUGGCUCCGGGACGCCGCGGACGCGCGGUUCGACGCUCUUCGAUUCUGAUUCUGAUCUCGAGGACGAGGACAUAAAUACGACCGGUUAAUAGAAAUUGCAGUAGAGAUCCACGUCGGACCAAAACAAAAGACACGGAGCGUCCUCCACUGUCAAAAAACAGCACUAGCAUAAGUACCUUCAUCGUCUACUCUGUUUCUCCAGGAGCGCGUGUAAUUGUUUUCCGUCGCAGGCGUCACACCAUGAGCAGCCGUUGAAGGCAGUUCGUGGAAAUAACAAGCGCAGGAGUUUCUGUACACUAUGGAAGAAAGGAUUUGAAGGCUGGUGGCAGAGCGCCAAUAUCCGCUUUCGCGCUUGCGAAAGAUUGCGCCUUGCCCGCUUUUUGCGUAGAUUGCGCCUUGAAGAAGAGAAAUGAGUUUUGCUGCAACAGAUAUUAUACUUACGAGGAUGAACUUUGUCAAGCUCAAGUCAGCGGGACUUUGGUGGCCUGUGACAACAUG